Mercenaria mercenaria is the source of this 2281-nucleotide messenger RNA. RefSeq lists its product as uncharacterized. The transcript has 4 exons. The record is from RefSeq and is a predicted model, not a curated record. The coding region runs from base 336 to 1310 and encodes 324 amino acids. NCBI's taxonomy places the organism in Eukaryota, Metazoa, Mollusca, Bivalvia, Venerida, Veneridae.
AUGAAGAGACAUUAAUUCUUCGAUCGAUUAAAUGACAGCACACGAUAUCUCAAUGCUUGUCAUCUCGCGCACUUUGGUCAGUAAUUUAUACCGAACCUUUGAUAAUUUAUUGACGACUCUCUCAUUGGCCAACAGACGCACAUCAGCCCGCGCAAAAAAGCUAAAAUAGGAAAUCAGCAGAUUUCUUAAAUGAAUGGUAAUUCUGUAUAGGAUGAUAAGGAGUAGAUCUAUUUUCAUCGGUAAAACAAAAUAUUAAAAAAAAACUACGUAUUAGAGAACAAACAUAUUUAUUUCCGGAUUUGUAAAUACAUUCAGCAAAAGAUCGACAUUACAAGAUGAAAGUGUGGAAUUCUAUGAAAUUGACACUUUAUUACGGAAUCUGCUUGACAUUCGUAAAUGGAAAAAUAUUCUCCCACAAACAAAGGUCACUUCCAUUAAGUCGUGUAUCCGUCGGUGUACCAUCCGAAAGUUAUGAUACUUUAAUUACUAAUCCGAGGCAAUCCGAUUUUGUCAGUCAUUCGGAUUUAUCAGAUAAAACGGUUCUGUCCGAUGUUGUAACUACAAAUAUUGGAAACAAAUUACUCGUCCGCAGAAAUGUUUUGAACACUAAUGCAAAUCAACGGAACGCCAACAAUAAAAAGGAUGAAAAUUGGCUUAAUGGCCUGCGUGAUAAUACAAUUAUAAAAAAUGGAAAACAAAUUGAAUUAAAAGGUGAAACAUCACUCAUUUCGGAUCAAGACAGUUCACCGGUGAAUCGCUUACGACGAAGUGAUAAUUCUAGAUUUUCUGUUGAAAACCUGUCAUCAGAUGAUAUUUUCGGGUUGUUGACCGCAGCAGUGCAUAUAAAUGACGAACUGUCAGAAAGGGUGCCAUAUAAGGUUGAUAAAAUUCAUCCCGGAUCUCUACAUAGCGCCUCAUCAAAUGAUGCCUCUUUUCGUCGGAACAGAAGGGGUUUUCGCUCGGCAGUUGCCGACAGGAUCGCCCACGGUUUCGGAAAGCGAACGUCAGCGUAUGGCUCGGACCACGACCGACUUCAAGAGUUACUUCGUCAGUCGCAGCUUGAUCAGGCUGGAGAAAUAUUAACGAUUCAGCCAGACGAUUUUGAUGAACUAGAGUCUUUACUAGAAUUGUAUGAUAAUCUGCAAGACAAACUCCAGACUUCAAAUAACAGGUAUGACGUAGUGUCUGAAGACAAAGAGUCCAUGGGUGACAUCUACCGGAAAGUGUUAAAAGAACUACAAGGUUUCAAUGACGAUGGCGCGAGACCGUUCCGAGAUGAUUCUUACGACAGUAGGAAAUAUCGACGAUAACAAUUCUUAUCGAUAUAUAUCGAUGAUAACAAUUCAUAUCGAUAUAUAUUGAUGAUAACAAUUCAUAUCGAUUAUGAUGACAUUAAUUGGUUUAGAGUGCUUUUUCUUCUAAAAAUGUGUAUAUUUAUCAUAUUUAUUCAAACACUUGUAAAAAAAUCUGCAAUAAACUUGUCUAGAAAAUAAAAAUCGGUUUAGUAAAUUUUAAGUGUACUGAAAUAAUGUCGUUGAUGACUUCAAUAAAGGAUUUAUUUGGAGUUCAACAGCGCUUAAUUUCAGCUGAGAAGCUCGUAUGUGACCUAAACAACUUCAACAGUGUUAGGAUCCGGCUCUACCGUGGGGAAAAUGACAUCAGUAUCAAGUGAUGUGUUCACAGAAAUAGCAUAAAUAUGUUGUUUUAACCAAUUUUACGACAUAAUGCAUUACCGAAAAAUGACAUCAAUAACAACUGUUUUGCCUCAUGUACCCGCACAGUAGAUUAAUCCGUUUUUAUAAUAUGAUACUAGCAAAGGAGAGUGACGUCAGUACGAAAUGUUUUGUCCUUACAAAUAUAAUACUUUAUAAGAAGGUCUUAAGUAGAGCUCAUAUAUCUAAAAUACCUCUCAUUUAGUAGCCUAAAGCCGAUCCGUGUCUUGCAGAAAUUCUCCAGCGCUUAGUAGUGAUAACUUAAAGCGAUUUUUCUAUGGGAGAAUUGCGUCAAUAAUAUUUCAUACCUAGUUUAAUGUCUUAAAAACGAUAGUUCAUUUGCAGUAAAUCUCUUGAUUAAACAUUAAAUGCCCAUCGUUUAGUGGCUUAAUGGAAACCUACCCAAGAGGAGGAUGUCAACUAUAUUUAAUAAACUAUCGUUUAGUAGGUUUACUGAUUUUUCUCUUGGACAAAGGCUUCAGUAGAAUUUAACACCUAUCGUUUAGUAGCUUAACGAUUCCUGGGUAAGGUUUCAAUAAUAUUUAAUCAUUUAGUAGCUUAAACAAUAU